AUGAGAAAUCUAGUUUUUGCUCUAGCAUGGGUUUUCGCUCUGCUAGCUUCGUCUUCUAUGACUUCUGCGGCUAUAGUGGAGCACACAUUCAAUGUGGCGAACUUCACUAUCCCUCGUCUAUGCAACAAUCAAGUUAUCACUGCCGUUAAUGGGGAGUUUCCUGGACCCACCUUACACGUGCGAGAGGGUGACACUGUUGUCAUCCAUGUGUUGAACAAUUCGCCUUACAACGUCACCAUACAUUGGCAUGGAAUAUUUCAAAUUCUCAGUGGAUGGGCCGAUGGUCCCGAAUAUGUCACUCAAUGCCCAAUUCGUCCCAAACAUAAUUUUACUUACAGAUUCAAAAUCCAAGGACAAGAGGGAACUCUUUGGUGGCAUGCUCAUGCAUCCUUCCUUCGUGCAACAGUCCAUGGUGCAAUUUUUAUCCAUCCAAGGAAAAACCAUCCUUAUGCAUUUCCUAAGCCCUACGAGCAUGUUCCCAUCUUAUUCGGUGAGUGGUGGAAAUCUAACAUUAUGGACUUCGAUGCCCAAAGACUUCCCCCAUCCGAUGCUUUCAUGAUCAAUGGAUUGCCCGGUGAUUUAUACAAUUGCUCUAAAGAUCAGAUGUUCAACUUGAAGGUUAAGCCUGGCAAAACCUACUUGCUAAGGAUAAUCAACGCCAACAUCAAUAGCCAAAUGUUCUUCAAGGUUGCCAAUCACAACUUUACUGUUGUCGCAAUCGAUGCCGUGUACACGACACCUUAUGCUACCGAUCUUAUAGUGAUUGCCCCGGGUCAAACCACCGAUGCCCUAUUGAAAGCUGAUCAACCAAUUGGUUCCUAUUACAUGGCUGCAUCAAUUUACUUCUCCACAACAGCAAAUAUUGACCGCACCACAACUAGAGGGCUUAUUGUAUAUGAAGGUUCCAAAACAACCACUCCUUUAACGCCAAUCUUGCCAGCCUUCAACGACUCUGGUACUGCCAACAAGUUUUUCACCAACCUUACUGGGCUUGUAAAUAGGCCCCAUUGGCGCCAAUGUCCACAUGAAGUGGAUGAACACAUGUUCAUUACAUUAGGGAUUAAUCUUGCACCUUGUCCAAUCAACGGUACAUGUGUAGGCCCACAAGGAUUUCAACUCUCUGCUAGCAUGAACAAUGAAUCUUUUGUACUUCCAAGUGAUAAGAAAAUGUCCAUGUUGGAAGCAUUCUACUAUGAUGCUAGUGGCGUGUACACAAAGGAUUUUCCAAGUAACCCUCCCCUAGAGUUUGACUAUACCAACCCAAAUAAUAGCCUUGACUUUGCUCACAUAUUUGCACCCAAAUCAACCAAGGUGAAGAAGUUGAAAUACAAUUCCACUGUAGAGAUUGUGUAUCAAAACGUUGCGUUCCUUGACACGGAGAACCACCCCAUGCACAUUCAUGGUUUCAACUUCUUUGUUUUAGCUCAGGGUUUGGGAAACUACAAUGCCACUCAAGACAGGAUGAAGUUUAAUCUUGUAAAUCCCCAAAUGAGAAAUACAGUUGCGGUGGAAAAAGGAGGGUGGGCUGUGAUCAGGUUUAAAGCAGAUAAUCCAGGUAUAUGGCUGGUACACUGCCAUGUAGACAGUCAUCUGGAAUGGGGGAUGACCAUGGCUUUCGAAAUUGAGAAUGGUCCUACUCCUUCGUCUAGGCUACCUUCCCCACCUCAUGAUCUACCCAAGUGCUGA
Messenger RNA from Abrus precatorius (Indian licorice), 1686 nucleotides. RefSeq names its product laccase-7-like. The record is from RefSeq and is a predicted model, not a curated record. The transcript has 6 exons. Lineage: Eukaryota; Viridiplantae; Streptophyta; Magnoliopsida; Fabales; Fabaceae. The coding region runs from base 1 to 1686 and encodes 561 amino acids. Gene Ontology annotation, biological process: lignin catabolic process. Gene Ontology annotation, molecular function: hydroquinone:oxygen oxidoreductase activity; copper ion binding. Gene Ontology annotation, cellular component: apoplast.